Molecule: messenger RNA, 2613 nt
Organism: Chironomus riparius
Lineage: Eukaryota; Metazoa; Arthropoda; Insecta; Diptera; Chironomidae
Source: the annotation of a GenBank genome assembly
AAAAUAAAAAAAAGAGAGGAAAAAAAUUAGCAAAGAAAUCUUUUUAGAAGACAAAAAAAAAGAAAAACAGAAGAUAAAAAAAUUUUACGAUCAAAUCAAAAUAUUUAUUGCAUUUGACAAUCAUCAGCCAUAGCUGAAUAUCAAGUCGUCAUUAACUUUAUGCUGUGAAAUUUUCCAAUCAACACGAGCUGAAAAAUUUCUGUGACACAAAAAAAAAUAUCUUAAAAAAAUUUUUAAAAUUUUUUUCCUGUCAAACACAAAAAAAAAAUUUUUUGAAUGGCUGAUAAGAAACGCGAAGUCGAUUGCGUUCAUGAGGAGAUUCAGUGCAUUGAGAUUGAAUACAAUGAGAUUGAAAUUAUUAAGUUGAUUGGAAAAGGAAGCUUUGGGAGUGUUUAUAAGGCUUUAUGGAGGAACAAAACUGUUGCGGUUAAGGAAUUAUCGAUAUUGCCGGAAAAAGGACCAUUGGUUGAGGUUCGCUACCUUUCCCGUGUGCAACAUCGAAAUAUCAUCGGACUUUAUGGAACAGUCAUAAAAGGACCAAGUGUUAGUCUUGUUAUGGAAUAUGCAGAAGAUGGUUCGCUCUACAAUUUACUUCAUUGUUCAAGAAUCGAAUAUUCAGCGAGUCAUGCAAUGUCUUGGUGUAGACAAUGUGCUGAUGGUGUUGCUUACCUUCAUGCAAUGAGACCAAAGCCCUUGAUUCACAGAGAUUUAAAGCCACCAAAUCUGCUUCUAGUCAAUAAUGGAUUGAUUCUUAAAAUUUGUGAUUUCGGCACAGUCACAGACAAAUCAACGUUGAUGACAAAUAACAAAGGAAGUGCUGCUUGGAUGGCACCGGAAGUUUUUGAAGGCUCAAUAUAUUCAGAACGAUGUGACGUCUUUAGUUGGAGUAUAAUUUUAUGGGAAUGCCUUGGACGAGAACUUCCAUUUAAAGAAAUUGAACUGACUUACAGUAUCAUGUGGUGUGUCCAUAAAGGUCAACGUCCACACAAAAUCGACGGUCUUCCAAAGCCAAUUAAUCAACUCAUGGUUCAAUGUUGGGAUCCACUUCCACAAAAUCGUCCAUCAAUGGAUGAAGUUCAUGAGCGAAUGAAAAUCCUUUGUGACUUUUUCCCAGAUUGUGAGCCAUUGAACAUGUUCGAUGAACCAUAUGAAGAUGAAGAAUCCAAUCUUGACACAUACGAUUUUGAUUCAAUUUAUUGGCCAACAGAACAGACUGAUAUGCCACAAAUUCGUGUCAGUUCAACGAUCGAUUCAACGUGUCACAGCACAUCACGUACGCCUACACAACAUUUACUUAAUCCAAUGAGUGGAGAUGCGCGUUGGUCAAGUGGUGAGUCAGGAAAUCCAAGAAUUGUCUCUUUGGGACAUAAUGGAGCACCGAUGGUACGUGGAAAUAGUAAUAAUAGUCCAAUGGCACCACUUAAUGUUGAUAUUGAUCCUAAUGCUUGGGAUUUAAAGACUCAUGAUCUGCAGAGAUUGGUUGGUGGAGAUUAUGCAAAAAAUCAAGGCAUAGCAAUCACAAAAAACACAGCAUCAACAACACUUCACACAGAUCAUCAUCAGCCGUAUGCGUCAUCACAUUCGCCACAGUCAAGUACGCAUGUGAGCGUUGAAUCAACGUCAAUUAAUGGAUUUCCGACUAGCCGAAGUGAACUCGACAUUGCGAUGCUACAGAUUCUUGAUCCACAUUUGAGACCAAUACCACCUGCAAAUGAUCCAACGUCACAGAAAAUUUAUAAAGAACAUAUGGAUUUGGCGCAGGAGUACUUUAAGACCCAAACAGAGAUAGCAUACCUAACCAAACACACAGAAAAAAUUCUUCAUGGAAUGCAACCAGAAGAGCGGCAAUGCCGAAUGGAUAUUUGUAAUAAGUUGAAAGAAAAGGAAUCACUACUAAAACUAGAAUUGUCGCUAAGAAAACAGCUAGAAAAGGUGAAAAUUGAACAAGAUCAUGAUGUCGUGAAUGAAGAUGGUUUUUGUGUUCUCUGACAAAAUCGAAAUGCUUAAUUACUGUAAGGUCAAUAUUAGGAUUAUCAAUAAAAUCCAUAAAAUUACUCAUAUUGAAGUAAAAGGAUGUAAUUAAUGAAUACAAAGUAUGAGCUGUGAAAUGAGUCAGAAAAUUAUUUAAAAAUGUUAUUUUUGAAUUUUAAAAACAUCAUUCAAAGAUAAUUUGCAGCAAAUCUAAAGAGUUUGAAUCUAAAAUUCAUUUUAUAGUUGCAUAAAAGUCCCAAAUAAUCUUUGGACUCUCGAAAAUCAAAUAAAAUGAAGAAAAAAUUUUUUGACAAAUUUUAAAAAUGAUUUAGAUUUAUUGACCAAAAGUUAAAAAUCUGAAAUAAAACUUUUUUAAAAAGCUUUGAGACACUUCAAUAAUGAAAAUUAAAACUAUUUUAUAAUAGAAUAAUCGAAUUUAAAUUACAAGUGAACAUCUUUCAUAGACAAAUCCAUAAUGACAAGAAGAAAUAAAAAUUAUAACCUGAAAAAAUCAAUAAAUUCUUAUGGAUAAAAUCUUAAAGUAAAGAAACAUAUUCAGAAAGUUUUUGAAAAUUUAAUUCAGCAUACAAAAGCUUUUUAAAAAUUCUGAAUCUGUUAAAAGAUAUGGAAAUUAGCCAAAGG